Messenger RNA from Sesamum indicum (sesame), 1519 nucleotides. RefSeq names its product regulatory protein RecX family protein. Gene Ontology annotation, biological process: regulation of DNA repair. The record is from RefSeq and is a predicted model, not a curated record. NCBI's taxonomy places the organism in Eukaryota, Viridiplantae, Streptophyta, Magnoliopsida, Lamiales, Pedaliaceae.
CAUUUGAUGUUACAAUCCGAUGCUUUGUGUGAAUGAAUAUCAUCAAAUUAUUUAUUUAUUUUUUAAUUUUUGACUAGCUUAUUAUUAAAAAAGGAAGAAGAAAACAUAAUACAUGGCGUGAAGAAUCAAUCCCGAUACGCGCGUAAAAGGCUAACCAUCUCCAUCUGUGGUAUUAAAAUCCAGGCCAUCUCCAAUUUUUGCCGCUCGCGAAUUAGGGUUUCAGUCUCCCUUCCAUUCCUCAGCGUCCAAACAUGGCUUACUUUCCCGGGAACUUCAUCCAUGCAACUGCAAUCAAACUCCAAUUCCGAGUCUUUCUAAUCCCCUGGGUAAAAAGGAAAAGCGGAAUAAUUUGCUGCGCCAAGGGGAGGGACUACAGUAGCUCGUUUCCAGUGAAAUACAUUCCCAACAAAUCCUCAAGGAACGAAGGAAAUGAAGUUGUUUCUUUGCCUCAAAGGUAUUUGAACAAAAGGCAUGAUGAGCCGGAGUUGAAUGUAGCGACUGCCAAUAUUUCCAAGAGUGCAAGCCGGAGGAUUUUGGAUGUUGAGUCCAUGAAUCAUGACGCCUGCAGUACUUCUAACAUAAGUCAUGGGCUGAGUUUUGAGGUGGAAGAAGAGAUCGAGGGGGAUUUCAUGGCUGUGAAUGAUGAAUUCAUUGAAGAGCCUGAUGAGAUCAUCGAUAAUAGUAGUCAAAUAUGUCUUGGAAUUCAAUCAGGUUAUAGUCGGCAAGAUGUGGAGAAGUCGGCGAUUGAGUUACUUGCUUCCAGAGCAUUUACUGCUGUGGAGCUGAAAAAGAAGCUACAAGGAAAGAGUUUUCCACUUGAAAUUGUUGAUGCAGUGAUAACAGACUAUCAGAACAGGGGUCUGAUUAAUGACUGCUUAUAUGCGGAAACAUAUUCUCGAUCCAGAUGGUCUUCCUCGAGUUGGGGCCCUCGGCGAAUCAGACAAGCAUUAUUCAAAAAGGGGGUAAGCGAAGUAGAUGCAGAGAAAGCGAUAAAACUAGUCUUUGAGAAUGGUGAAGGUGGUGGAGAUCAGGAUUCAGGAAUUGCUAUGUCAAAGCAUUCUAUUGAUCAGCUAUACGUUCAGGCCUUGAAGCAAUGGCAGCGAAGUAAUGGAGCCCCUCAAGAGACACGAAAAUCAAGAAUCGUCCGGUGGCUUCAGUAUCGUGGCUUCAAUUGGAGUGUUAUUAAAUAUGUAUUGAAGAAGUUGGAAUCCGACAGUCCUUCCUAAAGCCUUCCUGCUCUGCUGCCAGUGGUGAUAACUCUUCGUCGAUGUGCUGUUCUUAUCAGUCUCAACGGGUUUAGUAUGGACUUGUCAAAUGUACCCUAAGUACAUGUAAUAAAUGAUGAAAGGAACAAUUGUGAGGAGGAUGCCAGGAAGAUUGUUGUCGUUUCUCUGAGGCUAGACAUCAGAUACAAUGCAUCAAUACAUUCUGAAAUAGAUACGAGAAUUUGUUUCACUGAGUUACCUAUUAUCUGAGUGAUGAGUACUGUGCUUGCAAUGCAUCUCUCAUCCUUAUAUUU